AUGGCGACACUGCUGAUUGCCAAGGAGUAUGGCUACGUUGUUCUUACCACUGUUUCGUCUGGGUUUUUAAUGACCUACCUGGCGAUGAACGUGGGGAAAGCAAGGAAGAAAUAUCGUGUUUUCGUACGUAGACUAGUUUAUUGUUUUACUUCGUUGGUUAACUUUGGGGAGCAUACUAUUUCACGUUGGUCGCUGGUACUACAGCUUCUAUUUAUCUGUCAUAAUCGAACCCUCGUGUCUUUGGCCGGCCCAUGUGUUUACCUGUUAAAUACAUAUUCAUUCCCCCCCUCGCUUGCAAGUCGCAAUUACAUGUAGCCUACCACGUACAAAAUACUGGUGAAAGUUCUCAACAACUCAGUAGAUAAGUUUUAUUCCCAGAAAUUAAGCUAAAUCCAUGCUGAAAGAAAAAACUUAGAAUUUCUAGAAUGUGUUUCGUCAUUGUCAAGCAGAGCUUAAUCCAGAGUUUGUUACAACUACGUAAAGCAAAGGUGCUCUGGUGUGUGUAAUAAUAAUUUAUUUAUAUAUUUUGUCUCAGCUAUGGAAUUUUCCUUACCAAAUUUGGUAGUGAGCAUUGUUUUCUUUGUUAGACUUGAAUCUACCCACGCGGGAGAUGUUUCAUUUAUCACUUUGUCCGAAAUUAGUUUUUUCAUGAUAUCCCAACGUUCAUCGCCCUUUCCUAGGACUGUCUUACCUUGCAGGCAAUCUUGCAAUGUUUUUUUCUUGCUGCUGUCGUUUAUGUUUUGCUUGAUGCACUAAGAGUUUCAUUGGGCAUUGUAUCUGGAACAUAUUUUUGAUAUUUGUCACCUCUAGGAAUUUCUUCACCUAAAAUGAAUAUUACAUCAUUUGUGCCAAAACUAAGUGCAGUAGCAUAGCUCCACUAUCCAAACAGAGCCCCACAGUUUCUUCUGAACUAUCAAGUGUAAUUUCAGUGAAAGUUUGAAAAUUUGAAGUCUCAAAGGCCAAAAUUUUUAAAGGAAAGUAUUAACAGCAAGUGGAAUUUCCAGAGGCUAGAGGGUUUCAAACAAGUAAACCCUCCGUGGGGGGAGUAUGGAUUUUUUCAGGAACAACACAUUUUUUAGCAGAGAGUAGUAUCUUUCAAGUCAAAAAGUAACUUAUAUAAAUUAAUGUUACAAAAUAUAUUAUUUAAUUAUUAUGCCAAAUUUGUUAAAAGAAAUAUACCAAAGGAAAUUCUCUAAUCUAAACUUCCACCUGGAGUUCCUUGAGUUUUCCUGAGAGAAAUAUUCUUUUUUUCUCUGAUUCAAGAAAAAAAAUCAGUUUUCAUUUUUUUAAGAAACAGUAUUAAUAAAACUAUGACAUUUAAUAUUAGGCAAGUCUGUAAGAGUGUAAUUCAAAUAUUAGGUAGAAAGAUCAUAUUCUAUUGAUAAGUCCAAUCUAAUUUUGUGAAAGGUGUUUCCCCUGGGCCUGGGAAUUGUGGUUUGCAAAGUUGCAGUUGAUUUUUUUGUUGGCUGUCACAGUUAGAGUUUAUGGGGACUUCUGAAUCUCUACCAAAGUCACAGUGUAGAUCUAAGUUUUAGUUUGUUGGACAAGUCCAAUCAAAUUGAUAGAGUUGUUGCAUCAGGCAUUUUUCGAAGGAAUGAGAGUUGAGAUACAAAAUGUUUGGUGUAGUUGUACUUUUAUUACAAUAACAUUGUAUUUUUGAUGUAGUAUUAAAAUUAAUACUAUACAAAAUACAUUUUCAUGCAAUGUUGUACCCUGAAUUUUAUUGAUUUGCUGCGCUGGCAUUCCAAUAAGCUGGUGACUCUUAAACAUGUAUGACUCAGUUCUAGAAAAACAGACUAUUCUUGGUUCUUUACAAGAAACCUAUAGAUUUUUUUAAAUCAAAGUGCAAUAUUAAGGUAUUUACAUGACGUAUGUUCAUGACGUGACCUUUCAAAUAUCACCUCAUUGAGAAUGUGCUGAUUUAUAACAAAUUUCUUACUUUUUAUUGUUAGUCCGGAAUAUCCCUAAAUUUAAGGACAGGGCCAACUGGUCACCCACACUGUUCAACAAAUGAGAAGGCCCACUUGUGUUUAUCAGAACAUCGACCCAGUGAUAAAAAGUUUUUUUUACAAUGGCAGACGGAGGCAGACAGAUUUUAAUAUAAGCUUACAGUACUCGUCUAGGUUUCACAUUAUUUCAAAGAAAACAUUUCAUGUAAGAGAAUAAGAGAAUUAUUCAUUGCAAGGAAUCGUUGGGGGCUUCGAAUAUUCCGGACUGAUUGCAGAGGUUAUGGCUUCACUGGCAUGGCUUACAAGAUUUUUGAUAGAAGCAAACUCGUCCCGUGUGAAAAUAGCCGUAGAGCCAGUGUAUGAGAUCGUAAAAAACAGGAAUGGUACCACUUAUUAAUUUCUACGGGACAAGAAUCAAAGAACCAGUCAUCAUAACAAGAACAAAAAGUCGAUCAAAUUUUAUUAAGUUUUCUUGUUUGUUUUUUUUGUGUGUGUUCUUUCGUGUUGACUUCAUGCACCUCAUGCUUUCUUUACUUGCUGUCAGCUGUUGCUGUAGUACCUGCAAGGGUUUAAUUUCAACCCAGAUUAUCAGUGUUCAAUGAGUAGCAAAAUACAUCAUUCACAGUUGAAAUUUGCCUUCUUUCUUUGAUUUUUUUUUAACUGUGGAUAAACAUAUGGAGAAUCCAACAGUAACACUUAACUUUCUUUCCACAUUUGGUGAAUUUCAGAAACAAGGCAGUUAGUAUCUACCUUGUGCUUAUGAUCUUUAAUUUUAUCCUCGCAAAUUCGGCAAAGUGAGGGGAGAGGUUGGACGUGAAUAUCUAUUUUAAGACUUAUAAGCUUACCUUGAAAAGAAAAAAGGCAAAGCCUUGUGUUAAUGCAAAAAAAAGUAACAACACGGCUCCUAGUCAAUCUGCCUUGUCUGAGUGAAACCCGGGAGUGGAAUAGGUAAUUGAUCCGCCGUUUUCCUCAAGAACAACAGCUCCAUUAUGUCACAACUGUCCUUAAAUUUGGGGAUAUUCUGGACUGAUUAUUAUUGUUUGAAUUGGUUUAACUUUUUCCGUGUAUAUUAUUGCAUAUACAAUUUUCUCUUUACCAAGAGACUUACUUGUACAUCUUGUUUUGCAUGUUGUUUGAGUCCUUUCAGCAAUAAUGGGCUCAUUGGGUGAUAUGGUGUUUUCUAGGAUUAAAGACUUUGUUUUUUAUUUGAUGGUUAGUUUUGACCGGUCAAAGCUUUCUUGUUUAUUAUUAGGGUGAACCUUUUACAAGGCUGUGCUCUAAUGGCGCCCGGUCGCCUGAGGUGACUAACAUUUAGCUUUGGGCGACUGAAAAAAGUUCCCGGUCACCUGGCCUGGCACUCUUGCUUCUGGUGCAGUGUUCAGUCAAAAGGGCAGAAAAAUUUAGCAUACUAGUGUUGGCUUGUUGAGUCAGAGUUUACUAAACCCUACAGAAAAUGUUUUUACGAAUGUGUAGGAAGGAAACGGGCACGCGUCAAUGUUCAAAGGACGUUCUGCAUGAUUUCACGUGUAACAUAAUCCAUCACUUUGAAUGUGACAAGUGGCACGGCUUCUUGAAAUAGUUUUUAUUUUUUUCUUUCAGAUAGAAUGGUUCAUUAGGUACAGUUUUUGGGAGAAACUGUCAAUACUUUUCUGACAGACAUAGAGCGCAGCUGGCGAAGCAGAGUAAUUUAUUUUUGUAUAAAACGGAAGUUGCUGUAUUGACCAGUAUGCAAAUGUCAUGUUUUUAUGGUUUAUGACUGCUGUGUCUGCUUGGUUAAAACAUAACUUAUGAUUGUUUUCUUCUCUUUACAUAAGAUAAUGAAAUAUAAGAAGAAAAGAUAUGAUUGUUCUGAUCGUUUUUAUUGUUGUUUUAGAAACAGGGCAGUUCCAUGUUGUCUUGCCAUUUUACAUAUCGAAAACUAAAUUCACAUGCAUGCAUGCAGGGCUCGACGUUGCGACCCGUGGGGUCGCCAAUGCAACCAGCUUUUACUCAGUGGCGACUAAAUUUUCACGCCUGGUCGCCAACCUGGCCCCCAAGAUAGGUGACUUUCUUCUUUGGGUAAACGUACACUAAUGAUAAUUUGUUAUCCUUUACACAACUAACGGAUAGCUAACGGUUUUUCUAAUGCUCUAACGUUUUGCCCAGACGCUCUAACGGUUUGUCUAAACGUUUUAACGAUCUAUCUAAAGGCUUUAACGAUUUCUUCCAACACUCUAAUCUACGCUUACUUGAAAGAGGAUUGUGAAAUGAAUGAAUUCGACGGAAGACUUAUCGACUUUCUCACUUUCGGACAAAUCGAUCGCAAUUCUCAACAGAUCGUCCCGUGUUUCUCCAGGAAUGACUUUUAGCGCAUCGAUAUUUAAAACAAUUUCUUUAUGUCGAACAUGUAUCUCGAUUGCGGACUCGAUAGCAGAUUAGUCUGAUAAAAGCUCAAGCUAAUCGAGAACGAACGGCGCUUACUUCUCGAGCUUCGCAAUUCUUGUAAACAGCUUCACGCAAAUUUCUGUUGAGCGUGAAGACGCAAAUAAAAGCUCUGCCGUAUUUUAUUGACUUCUAAUUAAGUAAAGUUGAAGUCAUGCUGUUUGUCUAACAGACUUCUCGCGAAAUCAACUUCUUUGCCCGAAAAUAUUAGCAACGUUUCCUCUUUCUGGUCUUUCUGGAGACUUUCGAUCACGUGUUAGGCAACCGCGCAAUAGAUGAAGUUUCACCGAUGUUCAGUUCUGAACAUGCAAAUACAUGGGACGCAAAACAAAUUUUGCAGAUUUUGUUCUUUCAUAACCCAAAUAAGUUUUUUUGUGAUUCCUAAAUUUUGUUUUUUUAAUGUGUAUUCCAUUUCCUGAACCUUAAGCUUGAAUACCUGUUUGAGGAGAUUUACGCUUGAGUGCGGAUUCAUUUUACAGAACACCGGCUGGUAAUCGAGCGUCGGCGAAAACCAUUCGAAAGAAAGUUCAAAGGAAGUCUAAACCAUUCAUUUUCUGUUAAGGCUAAGUUAAAGAUGUUAAGUUUAUUUUAUCCCAUUAGUUCUUAAAUAAAAUUUUUGGCGACUAGAAUACUUGUUCUGGCGACCAAAAAUGAAAACUUGGGGGCCAGUUGGCCCCAAGAUUUUUUUCUGAAAGUCGAGCACUGGCAUAUAUAGGCUAAAUUUAGCGGCCAAAAAGAAUAAACAAAAACAUGGAAAGAAGAACUGGUUUUCGCUUCGACGGUAUCCACAAAAAUAUCAGUUAUCCUAAAAAAUUCACUGAUAAUACAGAAAAGAAAAUUAAAGAUGACUUAUUUUUUAUUAAAACAAUAGGUUUGGGGGCCGCGGCGGUUUCACUGUUUCACGGAAUUUUUCACGGGAACUUGAGUUCGAUCUGCCACGUAUAAAGGCCGAUACACACGAGAGAUUUUGCUCCCGGAGCAUGCAAAGCUCCUCCGUGUGUACCAAUGAUUUCAUGGGUCUACAGUGUACUUCAUCCUCGGGAGCAGAAUUCCCACCCCGCAAAAUGCUCCACGAUAUUUAACCGGUUAAAUAUUUGGGAGCAAGCUCCCAGGGCAAAUUGAGCAAACUUGAAAACUCUCCCUCGUGUGUACUGACAUGAGCAAAAUGAGCCUGGAGCAUGCUCCGGGAGCAAAACCCCUUGUGUGUAUCAGCCUUAAAACUCCGUCACAUUAUAUUUCAUGCCGCAUUGAUUCACCUUUUGAAAAUUUAUUUUCAAGUUUAGUAUGACUUAGUAAAAAGCACGGUUUUCCUAUGUUUGACCCAAAGAUCUUAAUGAACUUUACAUAAACCUGCUGAAAUUUUUAACUUUUCCCUCUUUAAAACCUAAACAAUUCGGUGGCAUUGCUCACGUUUCUGGUUUUAACUCUGAAUGGCACGAAAACUUUCAUGGGUUUCAUAAGACAACAUGCGGGUUUUUGUGGAACCCAAAAGCUAAAAUUACCGAGUUUGGUGAUCACCAGGCCAGUAAGAUUCGCGUGCGUACAAAAUACUUCCUCAUCAGAUGUACUCAGGCGACCAACUUGAGAGGCCUGGGCACCCCAGCUGGAAUGGUUCGGGCUCCUCAAAAUUUUUAUUCAGGCGACCAACUUUGAGGUCUGGUUGCUUUAACUAAAAUGCUUGAGAGCCUGAAAGGCUCCUUGAAAUUUUCCUUAGAGCACAGCCUUGUUUUAACUGUCUUCAAUAAAUAAAUUAUUAAUUUUGUUUUAUUUUUGUCUUUUCAGAAGGACUGUUUUAUAUUUUUCAUGGGUACAUGUAUAUGUAGUCUUUGUAUAAAAUUUCCAUCCUUACGUUAUUCCAUUGCAGUCAUUCAACACUGUAUUUCCCCUGAGGCUGAAUUUAAAACCCUCUCCUAACUUUUCGGUUUGCUAAGUUGUACCCUGUACAUGUAUAAAGUUCCUUACAGGUGUUCUGUUUCAGUUAGUCAAUAUUUUUGUACAAUAUGCAUACUGAAUAUUGACAGUAAUGAUUUAAAUCUAAAAUUAAGCUUUACUUUUGACAACUUCUUUUCCCAUAUAUUAUCUGAGCAUACAUUCAGCUAUAUUACCAGGCUAGCUUCAAAGUCAACUUAUUAUAUUGAUAAGGUUAGAGCUAAUAUUAUGGCAAAUUUAAUAUACACUUCUCUGGUCCUUCUGUUUAGAAUAAUCUGAAUGAAAACCUUUGCAUUUUUUAAGGUAAACGAUGAAGUAAAAUUUUUUAUACUCUAAGAUUUGAUGCUGGCUAGCACUGUUGGUUUACACUAAGCUGAAAGUGCAAAUAACAAGAGUUGUGUUUUUACACGUACACAUGUAGCAAAAGUGAAAGCAGCUUUUGACAUGGAGCAUCAGAUAGCAAAAGAGAGAAACAAACUCUCCUUACUCCUCCUUCUCCAAACCAUAACUAUAUACCUUUUUAUUAAAAGAUAACUCCGUGUGAGGCUACUUUAUCUCUUUAUUUGUAUUUGUACACUUUUUGUAACAUUAUGGGAAUUUGUAAAACUGGUGUUACUGAUAGAAAUGUGUGGAGGUGUAGGGUGGGUGUGUAGAUGUCUGUAUUCUUGCUAAGUAGGCACUUGUGUUCACUGUUAAUCUGUAUAGUUGCCUUGUCUGUAAUUUCUUACGGUGGCCCACAACUGUCACGGCAAAACCAAAAACCUCAUGGCAAAAACAAAAACAUCACAGCAAAACCAAAAUACCUCACGGCAAAACCAAAAACCUCAUGGCAAAAACAAAAUACCUCACGUCAAACCCUAAUACUUCACUGCAAGAACAAAAUAGCUUUGGUUUUGCCAUGGUAUUUGCUUUUGCCGUGAGGUAUUUUGUUUUUGCCGUGAAGUAUUUGGUUUUGCCAUUAGGUCUUUGGUUUUGCCGUGAGGGUUUUGGUUUUGUUGUGACGUAUUUUGUUUUUGCCGUGAGGUUUUUGGGUUUGCCGUGAGGUUUUUGUUUUUGCCGUGAGGUUUUUGUUUUUGCCGUGAGGUUUUUGUUUUUGCCGUGAGGUUUUUGGUUUUUCUGUGAGGUUUUUGGUUUUGCCGUGACAGUUGUGGGCCACCGUAAUUUCUGCAUAAUAAAAAUGCAAUAAGCAAUAUAACCUUGUACAUGCACAGUUUACAGUAGUUAUCUGGUACGAUUUUCUUUUGUUCUAUUUUCUGUUUUCUUUCUUUCUUUCUUUCUUUAUUAUUCUUCCAAAAGUAAUUUAUUUUGUCUUUCAUGUGACAAAACCCUAGAGAAAGCAAUUUGAUUAUUGUAACUUCUCUGCUUAUUUAGCUGUUGCUAUUCUGAGUAGUUUUUUGCAUGAUCUAGUUAAUUUAUUCUGUUCCUGUAAACUCUCUUAACUUGGCAAAUGAAAUGGUUGUUGAUGUUAAAAUCAAAAGUAUUUUUAUUAAUAAUUAUAUUUCAUUAAUUUUUGCUGCUAAAGUGUAAUGUAUUGGAACUGUAAUCACACUUGCUAUUGCCUGAUUAUUUACAUUAUGCUGUCUUUUACAGUACCCAAAGAUGUAUGAUGACAAGGAACCAAUUUUUAACUGCAUUCAAAGGGCACAUCUUAACACGUAAGUUGGACUUCCUAGUUAAGACAUCAAAUUGGGUGGGAACAUACUGUUCACGGGAAAAGAGUUUAUUUUAUUUUGCCAUGAUAAAUUAUCAUUCAAGGGCAUUACAAUAUCUUAUCUUCCUCUUAAAUUUCUGCAUACUUUUCUCAAGGGGAUUUUAUAAAAGACAAUAAAAUAUGCGUUUCUCUGUCAGAUCUCUCUACUGAGUGAUAGAGAGGUCAAUACAUUAAGGCCGAGGUCUGAUUUUUCCCUGUAAUGACCAAGUGGACAAGGUUAAAAAGAUAUGGUCUUUUCAUUAUAGACCUGAGCCUGCAAUCAACUUAAACCAACAACUGGUCAGCGGAUAACUUUAUAAUAACACGUCACCUUAAUGAGUUGUACACUAGAGCCGGUGAUAGAGUCAGUGACACUGGUCAACUGAUACCCUUUUUGACAGCUGUCAAUUGACCACAACAAGGAUGUUACUAAGGAUGUCCACUAUCAAGUUAAACACAGAUUGUAUAUGCCUUGGACAUCUAGCUAGCAAUGCCUGGUGAUUACAAGAAAACAGCCAAUCAGAGCUGGCAUACUUCUGUAGCGAUAUAAUAAAUACGGUUGAAGAGUGUAUAUGUACUGUACAUGUAUUAUGUGGCUUAUGACCGGUCUACCAAUGGUAAUUUUGUGUUCUUUUUUACUUUAGGGUUGAAAUCUAUCCCCAGUUCUUGUUUCUUCUGCUCCUUGGAGGCCUGGAACAUCCAGUGAGUCAAGAUAAAGCUAUUCCUUGCUGCACUCCCUAAUGUACAUUUCUAUUAUUUGACAGAGUUCGCGAAUAGGCCAAAUUUGGCGCAUUUUACGCCAAAAUUGUUCAGAUGACUCCACUGACCAUUGGCUGAAAAAUGAAGCACCGCCAAUUAAUUUUGAUUGGUGACAUUUCUUUCUUGGCUUGUCAUAAGUUACAAACAUGAUGCUUCUGGUGAAAACUAAAUGCAUCGGCCAUGGAGCAACACGUCCCUUCUAGUCAAGGAUAGGAACAUUGUAGAUCCGACUCAGUUAGUAGCCAAUAAUCCAGACCAAUUAAAAAUUAUCUUUUUUUAGUAGUCUAGUCUUUGUGCAAAUUGUAAUAUUUUGCUCUUUUUGGAACACUAGCCUAACUGGCACAUUUUGCCCGAUGAGGGUAAGAACUGAAAAGCCACAAAGCAAACAUACCAUUAUAUUUAGAGUUACAUGUACAUUUAUAAUACAUUAAAUUUUUAUUGUGCAUCACAAUAAAUGGAGAAUGUAUUUCAAAAACAUCUAUAAAACACUUAUGCGACUGGAACAACUGGAACAGAACAGAAUGAAAGUCAGAAAGCUACAAGCCUAAAUGUUAGCUACAUAUGUAGCUGUUUGCUCUGUCACUCCAAAACAUUAUGCCAAAAUUGUUCAGCUGACUCCACUUUUUUUAUCGGCCCAGCAAAAUGGCCAUACAUUUCCUUAUAAAAAACUCCAGUUAAUACGACCAAAGGCCACAUUUUAAAAUCCCAAACAGUAGAAUCUCUCCUAAGUUCACCCUGUUAAUACAGCCACUUGUUCAAAAUUUAGAAAAUUAAGAUACUUGUGAUACGUCAGUUUUAUUGACCUGUAGUACUCUGAGCCUGUUUUUGUACUGUUUUUAGACUACAGUACACAUAAAGUGCACUUUCUGCGAUUUUUUAGCCGUAUUUUAAGAGUGUUUUAAUAAAUUAAUAAUAAUAUGUAGUGAAGGAAAAUUUGAAGUAGUUUUUUUCAAUUUUUGUAUGCUGUAUCUACAUUCAGGUUGUUUAUUAAUGAGAACAGUUGUUCAAGAAAUGCAAAUGCAAUAUACGGUGUAUUUGUCACAACAGCCCUCAAGUCACAAAAUUUGAGCCUGCCCUGAUAAUACAGCCACCCUGUUAAUACAGCCAAAUGUUUUUGACCCAUUGGUGGGGGGGUUCCACUGUAUACCUUUAUUUACACUGUAGGAUAGAGUAAUGGUUUUCUUUGGUUAUUUCAGGUUGUAUGCUCUGUAGCUGGUUUAGUGUGGAUCAUAUCCAGGCUGUUCUAUGCUCAUGGAUAUUACACAGGGGGUAUGUAUUUAGUGUGCUAGAUUCAUUUAGAUCGAGCAUGUGCAGUCAGUCAUCCAUGCCUAAUCUGCUCUGAGUGGUGGUUCAUUGGAGCCAAAACCCAGUUAUUCUUGAGUUACACACAUUGCAGGCAUAAGUAAAAUAAAAAAAUGAAUAAGUUGCUAAUUAUCCUCUCCUCCUAUGGGGCUUUUCAGGGAUCAUGAACCAAUAAUUUGGGGUGUAAGGGAUGGCGCAGUGGUGAGAGCGCUCACUUCCCAACCAAUUUGGCCCGCUUCCAAAUUCCAAAUCGACCAGGAGUAAGGUAGACAUAGAACCACUUUGUGGACGUGCGACCUUCAAAUCAUUAUUUUUAUUUAUUCAUUUAUUUAAUUCAAAUGGAACAUAAUAUGGUUAAGAAUCCCAACUGGUAGGAGGUGAACCAGUUGGCUAUUUAAAGCAUGGCUGAGGAUUUGAACUCAGGGCCUUUGGAUUACAAGUCCAGUGCUCUAACUGCUCGGCCACGCUGUGUCCUCUUUGUAAAUGGUUGAUAAAGUUUGCAGGACAAACAUUUAUUUAAAGUCUAUCCCCUUAGAUUGGAAAAGCAGAAAUUAAGCUCCAAACUUUUAACCAAUCUGGUGCUUAGUAGCCUGAGAAAACAGCCGACAUUUCGUGAUGCCACCACUGGUUUCCCUGUGUAAUGAUGCCUUAGAAGCAAAGAUAUAGAGGAUAUUACAUGGCCACACGGAGAUACGAAAUUUCUCUUCAAGUGUUGAAGCGGCCAUGUAAUGUUCCAUUUAUUAUAUAAACUCCAAUGAACUACCAAACCAUUUCGCUCUAAUAGGUGCUGGAAUUUGUGGAUGUUGUACAGUACUCUAUGUCGAGGCUAACCCUGACCCCCUUUUUUUAUGUUUGUAUUCAGUGGUAAUUUUUAAUUCAAGACUAGACUCAUUGGCUUAAGGGUUAAAUUUUAGUUAUUUUUAUUUUUAUUUUCUCAGAUCCUAAAAAACGUAUGCGAGGUAGUUUUGGUUACCUGGGACUUAUAACCCUGCUGGGAUGUACAGUGAAGUUUGGACUACGUUUACUGGGUGCUAUUAGCACCUAA
Porites evermanni is the source of this 11095-nucleotide messenger RNA. NCBI's taxonomy places the organism in Eukaryota, Metazoa, Cnidaria, Anthozoa, Scleractinia, Poritidae. The record is from the annotation of a GenBank genome assembly.